Molecule: messenger RNA, 777 nt
Organism: Parastagonospora nodorum SN15
Lineage: Eukaryota; Fungi; Ascomycota; Dothideomycetes; Pleosporales; Phaeosphaeriaceae
Exons: 2
Coding region: 1-777 (258 amino acids)
Source: RefSeq, a predicted model, not a curated record
AUGGCUUCGGGGUCAACAAGCUCGAUACUAAAAACAGACAAGGAGGAAAUCGUGACUCUACAUGAAAUGUCUGGGUGUCUCGUUACUCUACAUUCUGGCACUAUGGUUAUCAAGCAAGGGAGACGAAUACAUCUUGAUGAGCGACCGGCACUGGAACUUGCCGCAAAGCAUGGCCUUCCUGUCCCACACGUAUAUGGUGCGGGCGAGAUUGAUGGAGGCGCUUUCAUUAAAAUGGACUAUAUCGAGGGAGAUAGUCUUGACCAGGUUUGGCACGAAAUGACAGUGGAGGAGAGAGGCAGCAUCUGCCAACAACUACGGGAUAUCCUCACAACAAUGCGAUCCAUACCUUGGAAGACUAAACUGAUUGGAUCCUGCGCUGGUGGGAAAGCACGAGACUGCCGCCGAUACACCGACUACAGCGGCGGACCGUUCAAAGACGAGACCGAGUUCAACUCGUCGUUCUAUUUUGACCUCUUGGAAAACACUCCAAGCCCAAUUCGCAGAGCACUGCAUCAGCAGAUUUGCAAUGAUCAUCGCAUCGUCUUCUCACAUGGUGACAUUGCACAGCACAAUAUCUUGGUUAAAGAUGGUGAGAUAACAGGGCUGCUGGAUUGGGAGAACGCAGGAUGGUAUCCAGAACACUGGGACUACAUCAAAUUUUUCGAACGCCCGUGCAAGCAUAGGAGCUGGAAAGAUUCUGCGAAUGAUAUAUUCCCUGAGGUGUACGAUAACGAACUUGCGUACCACCAAGCUAUAAUGCGAUGGCAAAGACCUUGA